Molecule: messenger RNA, 1128 nt
Organism: Arabidopsis thaliana (thale cress)
Lineage: Eukaryota; Viridiplantae; Streptophyta; Magnoliopsida; Brassicales; Brassicaceae
Exons: 1
Coding region: 294-713 (139 amino acids)
Source: RefSeq, marked reviewed
UGACAGUUUAAAUUUUAAGUUUGGAUUAUUGACUACUAAUAUAAUUGACAACCAAAUUACCAACUUUGCGGCAAAAUCAUAGAAAUGAACUGGCAUGUAAUUAUUGGUAAGGAAUAAAUGUGAAUGAGGUCCACAACAUACACGGGAAUAAAACCAGUCUUGUGUCAAAGCUUUGUUCACAAUCUCUCUCUCUCUCUCUCUUUCACCUUUCUCACUUUUUCUCCCUAAAGCAACCGCAACUCUCUCUUCCUUCUUCAUCUUCGUCUCUCUCGUUCCAAGUUUAAGCUCAAGCCAUGAGCUCCUCAAUUAUGAAAACCCUUCAAAUUCGUAAACCAACUUCUCUCCCUAUCUCUUCCACCACCACAGAUGAGCCAGGGCUUCUCCGUCGUCGUCUCUCUUCUCUUUCUCUAAAUCUCUCACGUAACCAACCUUCCACCGUCUCAAGAUCCAAGUCUGUCUCUGACAUGGGAGAGCAAGGAGGGAGCUCCGUGAAAGAAUGGUGGGAAUGGAGUUGGUCAUGGAUUCUUUUAAAGAAGUUACCAAUCUUUUUCACAGAUCUUGAGGUUAACAAGAACGAAACCAAAUCAUCAUUGGGGAAUCAACAAAGAGGUAGCUUCAUUCACGUCUUUUUUAAGCUCCGAUCUGAAAUCCGCCGUCUCCUCCGUCCUUCCUCAGACUCUCUUCCUCUCUCUUGCAAACAUGGACAGCGAUGACGUGGAGCUCACUCUCUCGUUGGAGAUUCUUAAGAUUUUGUGUGUGUGGCGUUACUUUCAUUCUUAUAAAAUCUCUUAUUAUUUGAAUCUUACAUGUAUAAUGUGUGGUCAUAAUUUUCUAAUUUCAUAGAAUUCGUCUUUUAAAUACUUUUUUUUGUUAAAUGUAAUGUUAAAUGUAUAAUUAAUUAUUUCAUUUGUUUUACAAGUUCUGUGUACUUAUUGUCUUUAUAUUAGAUUAAAAACCAUUCCUUCAUUAUUUUAGUGCUGAGUAGAGUUUUCCAAUUUUGUUUUUACGUUCUUUUUGUCAUUGCGUGAAAUUAGGCCGAGAAAUAGCUUUUGAUGUGUUACGUCUUACCAUAUAAAAAAAAAGGAGUAUCACCAAAACGUCGGCAACAAUCAAGGUGGCCAUUAGCUU